GACUUCGCGACGCGUCUCGGACACCUCUCCACAGCCGCGAACCGCUGGACAAGCGCGCGCGCGCCGCCGCAGCACAGAAGCCACAAAUCACAAAGACCCAGCACCGCACAGACCAAUGGCCUCCGACGAAGCGCAACUAAGAGCGAUAGAUGAAGAGUUCAAGAAGGCGACGACGGACGACCAGCGCAACGCUUGCGCCCAGCGCGCCGCCGCCGUACUCGCAAGAGUGGAAGGAGACGUUUUCUCGUCGGCCGAUGAGGUCCGGGCCUCGCUCACAAAAACAUUAAGCAGGGAACUCGUGGGCACGAUGACCAUAGCAACACCAGCUCUAGCGGCGACGGCGAUCAAGGCCCACCUCCAGUCACCACCAGUCGUGUUGGACGGCGACGGAAGGGCUCUCGAAGCCCUAUGCGCGAAGGCGGAAGCCAUACCCCAGGACGCUACGUUAGCGAGGGCCGCCGCGGCGUGCUUUAAAGAUGAAGCGUUAGCGACCGGAGACGGGCGGUGUGCGGACGGCGCGGCGUUCGAAAGUAGAAGUGCCCUCGCGCAGUUAUUGUCCCUACAAACCAUGGCGCCCUUCGAUGCCUUCUGUAGUACUCAGGGUGAACGACCGCGCUUGCGCGACCCUUUUAGUGGUUCCGUGCCGCCGCAGAUCAAAUACUUCCGCGACGUGCCGCCUUCUGGUUUCCAGGGCCAAUGUUUACUGCUGAGAACGCGCCAGACCCGCGGCCUAGAUGCGUGCGUCGCCAUCGUCGAGAAGACGCUGAAGGCCAACAAGGGGGCUAAUAGGCCGGCCAUGCUCGCCUGGCUCGCGCGCGCGUUAGCAUUAGCAAAGCCUCUGUCUGAAAUAAAGAUCCAGCGCGACCGCGCCUUCCACCCGCGGCGCUGCGCGUCGCCGGCGUUCCUGUUAAAUACGGUCUCAUUGAUCCUGCGGCUCGCGGCGCCGCUCUGGACCAAAGGUUUAGCCUCAAAAGUCGACUGGCGCUACGCUUUGCGCCACGAGCGCGUCUCCUUCAAGGAGGAAGCUCCCUUAUUCUCAGGAGACGGCGCGGCGACCGUCGACGAAGAAGACAGUGAUGACGACGAGGACGCGAAGAUGUUGCGCCAGGCCCUCAAAAUGUCCAUGGGCCAGGCCGCGCCCCUCGGCUUCUUCCCUUCAGAUGUAGAAGAGUUCUCGUUUGUCACGGAGGUCUUCUUCCUGGCGCAUCGGGCCAUUUCUUCGUGUUUACUACCGCUCUGGUCCGAAAUGACGGAACAAAUACACUUGUUGUACGACCUGAGCGGGCCUCGAGGCCAGAAGCUGGACGAACCUAGCCAGAGGCGGAUCAAUCUCCACGGCGACGGCUGGGCGUGCGCGCUGGAAGAUCCGCGAUUAUUGGAGGACGCCGGGGCCUUUGCGACCUUCGCCGUCGAGUGGUUGCUCGACCAACUCAAAGCUCCGGACGCGCGCGAACGGGCCUCAAAACUGCCUGCAGCACUCGUGAAGGACGCCUGCGACCUGUGGACGCACUUAGCGAGGGCGGGAGCGAGAACGGGGAACGCUCAGGCGAGAAUGGGCGCCGGCGCCACCUUUGAUGCCAUGAAGGCGUCGCGAGCGGUCUUGGCCUGCUGCGAGCUCAUGCGGUCACCUUUGGUAGAAUCCCCAAUAGUACAGGCGAAGCUCGUCAGCUUCAUAAAAGAGCUGAUCCAGCCGAGACGAGCCUCGCCGCGCAAGAAGGCGAGGGACAUGCAGGGCGCUGUGUUAGAUUCGGAACGGGUCCGGAGGGAGCUCCCCCAAGCGCUCGCGCACCUGUACUGCGAGGUGCAGGCGGUCGUCGGCAUGGACGUAGAUGCUGCCGAUUCGUUCGACAAAUUCAGCAUUAGACAGGACCUGAAUCGGUUGUUACUCAUCUUCUGGCGCUACCCCCUCCAGGAGCCGAGGAAAGCACUACUGGCGUUCUUCGGCAAGAGCGACCUUGGCUUAGCUAUGUUAGAUACCAUAAUCUACUGCGGCGAGGACGCCCUGUCUUGCUUGGCUGGUGGCAAGUCGGUAGAAAAGGACGGGAAGCCCCCUACUUCCGGACGCAACAAGGCGUUCUGGGGCGGGCAGCAGCGGCAGUGUAGGGGGUUUCUGCCUAUUGCGGAAGUGACGCUGGAGCUGCUGGGCCAGUUCUGUUGCGAGAAUGAAGCGAGGAAAGCUCUACUAGGUUCCAAUGUGAAGCGGUGCGCCGCUCUCGUCAAGCUCUGUAGGGUAGGAACGAAAUCAGGUUUAGAUACAGUAUCAGUAGCCGCUCCGGACGAGUGGGGCUUCGACGCGGCUCGACUCCUGGAAAGGGUAGGUCACGUCAUCGAGCAAGCUAGACUGGUCCACGGCGACGACGCGUGGGCGGCGGCCGUCGACGACGUCCUCGACGGGGAUCGCUCUUCACUGGAAGAGGCCUCGUCCACACAAAGUAGUCUGGCGAACACGGUGGCCGCCCUGAAGAAGAGAACUGUGGAUGAUGUCAUAGACGCGCGACCGCUCGUCCAAAAGGCCAUCGGCGAGCCGUGCUCCGCUCAAACAUACGCUCAAGCACUGGCAGGCGAGCAGCUCGAAAUUGUGGACUCCUUAGGCGACCACGUCUUCGCCGCGAAGUCGAGCAAAGCCCCGAACGCCAAGGCCCUCCAGAAGGAGCUCAAAAAACUGCAACGCGACCUCCCGGAACCGAGUGUGGACGGUUCCGUCUUCGUCCGUUUUGAUGAACAACGGUUGGAUUUAUGUCGCUGUGUUAUUACGGGACCGGUCGACGCCUCCAAAACAGGAGGUAUAGAUACGCCCUACGCGUAUGGGUUCUUCACGUUCGACGUCUGGUUUCCGCCGACCUAUCCUUCCGUACCACCUCUGGUGGAAAUUGUUACUACCGGUGGAGGGACCUACCGCUUCAACCCGAACCUCUACGCGGACGGCAAGGUCUGCCUCAGUCUACUCGGGACGUGGAAGGCCUCGGACGAGUCCGAAAAAUGGGAUCCGUCGACCGGUUCGCUGCGCCAGAUCCUGCUGUCGAUCCAGCACCAGAUUUUAGUAAGUGAGCCCUACUUCAACGAGCCUGGAAGGGACGUGGCGCGCGGCACGUCUGCGGGCAAGAAGGCUUCGGCGGCGCACAACAAGGAGUUGAGGAACGCGACGCUGAGGUAUGCUGUUGCCGAUCAAUUAUCCUCACCUCCAAUGGGACUGGAGGAGGUCUGCGAGCAGCACUUCGGGCUGGUGGCGCCGGACUUGCUGAAGCGGACGGCUCAGGACCUGGCCGCUGCCGAGCCGGCGGCGCACCGGGCUUUGCAUCGCGCCGCGGCGGCGCUGGCCGAGCGCGCUUCCCAGCCGCCGGCGAAGCGCCGCAAGAGCAGCGAGUCCGACUAGUGUUCCCCUUUCCCCCCAUAACUUGUGUUCGAUG
Messenger RNA from Pelagomonas calceolata, 3407 nucleotides. The record is from the annotation of a GenBank genome assembly. Lineage: Eukaryota; Pelagophyceae; Pelagomonadales; Pelagomonadaceae.